AAGCAAGCCACCCUAUGAUUCAUGGUCCAAAGGAAGUGACAUCACUUCCUGUAGCUGCAGUAGAAGAGGAAGUGAGGGAUGUGCCUCUGACUGCCUUUGAUGACAAUGAUGGUAGACAGUCUGGUUCAGGCGGCAUGUGUCAAAAUCUCGGACAUCUUGAAUAUGAGAUCACCAGUGAUGAUGGCUUCAGUUGUAGAAGUGAUUCUCUUGAUGGGGCAUGGAAACAAGUAACAGAGAAAGUACAAGACGCCCGUACAGCCAGUAGACUGAAACAUCUCAGCUAUGCUGGAUUGACAGGUGUACAGAUGUUUGGGUUAAGUCACCCCAGUGUUGUUUACCUAAUUGAGCAGCUAUAUGGAGCUAGUUACUGCCGCAGAUACAAAUUCAAGUAUCACCGACAUGAAAUGGUAGAAAGGGAACUGGAAUUAGUGAAUCCCUCUGGUUGUAUAAGAACGGAGCCGUUCAGUGGCCGCAAUCCGACAGAUAUGUUCAGUUUCCUGAUGUCACGGUACCGUACGUUACCAGAAUAUUGUGGUAGAGACAUUAACGAGGAAAUAGCCAUGAAAUCUUCACGGAGAGCAACCAGCAUGGAUCUACCAAUGGCAAUGAGGUUUAGAAAGUUAAAGGGCUUUUCGAAGGAGUGCGUUGGUGUAUACAGAUCAACCAUACAUGGACGUGGCUUGUUUUGUAAGAGAAGUAUAGAUGCAGGAGAGAUGAUAAUUGAGUAUGCAGGGGAGGUGAUCAGAAACAGUAUGACCGACAUACGAGAAAAAUACUACGAGAGCAAGGGUAUAGGAUGUUACAUGUUCCGUAUAGAUGAUACAGAUGUUGUGGAUGCUACAAUGAAAGGAAGUGCUGCCAGAUUCAUCAACCAUUCUUGUGAUCCUAAUUGUUACUCUAAGGUGAUAACUGUUGACAAUAGAAAACACAUUGUGAUAUUUGCCAUGAGGAAAAUUUUACGUGGAGAGGAGCUAACAUACGACUAUAAAUUUCCUAUUGAGGAGAUCAAGAUACCUUGUACAUGUGGUGCUAAACGAUGUAGAAGAUAUCUCAACUAGAUGUGACAUAAUUAUACUCUCGGAAUACGACAAAAUUACACUACAGUAUUGGAAUACCCUUUUGCCUGCAGUAUUUUUAAAAUGGAUUUGUCCAGUUUCCAGUUUUAGAAGCGGUUUGUUAUCUGUUUAAGGACCAUUAAGAUAAGAUGGAAAUUUGAAAUUGAUAAGCCAACAGUAUAGAUAGAGCCUGGUCACAGUAUAGACUGCACAGCAGUGCAGGCUAGCUUGGCUCUAUACUGGUGAUAAAGUCUUAUCAAUUUUGGUUUGUGCAGGAUAAAGGCUAUCUAUGCCUUAUUACACAAAUGAUAAGUAAGAAAGAUUUGAAGAAAAGUCCUUCAGAGGAUUUGAUUUCUUUCACAACCAGACUUUGUUAUGAAAUUCAGAGCCAGUCUGAUUUUGGUUUAUGCAGGUGACAAUAAAGACGCUUCAGUUGAACUGUCAAGCACCCAGAUCAAGCGUUGCUAUGGAGAUACUUUUAUAUAAUUACUACAAAUGAAAUUCAUACAUCUGUUUACAGCUUGAAUAAAAAUACCAAUGAUUGGGAGAGAGAGGGAAAAAAAACUAGAAUGAACAAUCAGGUCUGUUUUAAAAUCAGCUAUUUUUACGCCAGUCCUUCAUUUGGGUAGCAGCUAUUAGAGUGAAAGAAACGAAAUUAAGGAUUUAAAAAAAAAAAAUCCACAAAAAAAAUUUAUUUGUAUAAUUGAACACUUCUGAUAUCUUGUCCAGAAGAAUAAGUAACACGUUAUUGAAAUCAAUAUUUACAAAAUAUUAUGUUGAAUUCAUUAUAUAGUUUUCAGUUGAAGUUGAAACCAUGAAAUUGUGAAUAUACUGUUACAAUUACGGUUUUUCUUAAUAUCUGUGAGAAAAUUAUUUGUGAUUUUUUAUUAUAUAUGCAAACUGUUAACUGUUUAUUGAACAAGAACUUUUAGUUCCAAAAUUAUUGUGUUCAUCUAUUUAUGUUAUGUGUUUGAUACAUACUUUGAAAUAUUGCAUUUAUAGUCAUUUUGUACAAAAAAAGAAAAGAAAAUUGUUGUUGAAGGUUUGGGCAGCCAAAGCUCUUUUAGUGUUUUUGAUGCACUUUGCUUGCAGUCGGACGGGUCAAUUUUUGUUUUGUGUCUAUCGGUCAAUUAACUUAGUUACGGAAUAAAUUGUUUUACUUUUUCACGACAUUGUGGUCAAUUUCAUAUUUAAAAUCUUAAGUGUACAUGUAAUCCGUUAUUUAAAGUCUUUAAAAGAUUUUAAUAGGUAUCAAUAUGAAACAUGCUUAUCAUGACAAGGUUCAAUUGAAAGACAUUGGCCAUGAUUCUGAAAGCUACAUUAUUGGAAGUUAUGCCCCUUUUAAAAUUUUAACAAAUAUUGUGUUCAAAAUUGGCCUUUGAUAGUCCUUGCCCUUAACAGAUUGAGCUCCUGUUUAAUGGAUGGCCUUAUUCAGGAAUGUAUUAGUACAACAAGUAGAUUUAUUGCUAAAAUAAUAUAUGAACUAUCCUCAAUUUAUCUCAAGUCUUUCAUGACUAUAGUUUUGUAUAAAUGGCAAACCUUCCUGCCAAAUAAUUUUACAUUUUUUUUCAUUGUAGAUAACGGUCCAAACCUCUAUGUGUAUAUUAUAAAAUGGUGGCGUUGUGCAAACAUUUGUAAAAUUUGUACUUUGUAUUUAAAAAGAAAGAGUAUUACUUUAUAUAGGGCUAUGAAGAUACAUUUAUUUAAUUGUAAUUUAGUAUGACAAUUUAGUAUGUUCUGUCAAUUGAAUCAGCAGCAGGAUUCAGCCUGGGGAAUAGUGGAAGUAUUCAUGUUAAGAUGAUCAAACCCUUAACCUUUGCUUAAUGCUCUUGUGAUAUGUGUGUGAAUAAUUCUUGGCUCUUUUGAUGUCCUAAUUUAACCACUGCAUUGAGUAGGUAGUGUGUAAUAGGUCAGAAAUUUAAAACUUUGCUCACUUUUCAAAAUGUCUCCGUGCAGGGGUGGGUAACAAUUCAAUUAACUCUUGUAUGAUAUAAAAGCUUGUCUUAUUUUCGCAAUUAAAUAAAUUGGAACAUAAGUUGUGAUAUAUCAUUUAUAGUGUGAUAAUGUUAAUGUGUGGUUGUGUUUUUUCCUUUAAAACGGCACACAUUCAGAUAAAUUGAACGAUGUUAAAUAACUUUGAUUUGUACACCUAACAAUAUUCUUAUCCAAUAAAACAUGUUUUGAAUUUUUAUGAAAUCUGGAGACGUGCCGCUUUAACAACUUUCUAACAAGAAAGUAAAGUGCUGAUGGACGUUUUUGUUUUAGAAUAAAGAUAUUAUUUUGAUAAAUCUCGUUUAUGGGUGCUGUUACUGUAGUCAUAUAAAUACCACCUAUGUGUGUUCUUAUUUUUAUUAUGUUUGUGUCAUUGUUUAAGUUUGUCCUGUUUAACUUUACAUUCAGAGCAUUUUCAUUUGUACUUCCUAUUAUUUAAUUUGCUAUUCUGUUUUUUUACAUUGAUACUUUCUGUAUUUGUUUUUUGUUUGUUUUUAGCUGGACUAUUUGAGGAAUAGGAAGUGCUAUUGUACUCAUUGGCGCCAGUUUCAACAUUGUCAUUCUUCAGUUGAGUUUUUGCUUGCACAUUGGUAUCUCUACUGCAGGGAAUGGGUUAAAAUUCCACACACUUUUUCACUGUGAUAAUCUUACAAAAUGGACGUAGGUCCAAUAACUGUGAGUUGACUAUCGACAGAGUUAUGCCCAUUUUCAUAAUGUCAAGCACUGAGAAUAGUUGAGUGCGCUGUUUAACAGACUGCUCGUGUUUUUGCUGAUCUUAAAUGAUAACGUUGUUGACCAAAAAAUGUCAUUAUGAUACAGAAUAGGCACUUUCCACCCCCUCUCCCCUUAAAAAAAAAAGCUAUGUGUUUGUCUGUCCUGAAAAAUUAGCAGUUAAUCCUUUUGACAAUGCCUUACAUUAGUCUUGAACAUAAUUGAUAAAAACCAUGAAAAGGUUAUGUUUUUCAAAUUUUGAUCUUUGUGUUAAUUGAAAUAAAAAGGUGUUUUGAUAUGUUGGAUUUUAAAGUUUCAAUUUUUGUAUUAUGUAAGAUAAAUAUGGGUAUAAUCAUAAGGUUAUGUAAAAUAAUGAUUUUUUUUUUUACAUUAAAUGAAUUAACAGACAAAUACUGCGUGUAUUGUUUAUGUGUGUUUUGUUGUCAUGGAUACAUGUUGAAAAUCAUAAGUUUAUUUGUUAAAGUGACCUUACAUUGAAUGUUUCAUAUGCAAAACUUGUAAAUAUCAUUUCUAUAACCUGUAUAUGUAAGUUGUUAUAAAUAUAAAAAUUAUCCCAACUCCUCACCCACCCAUGUUGUUCAAGGUUUGAUUUGACCAUCUAUGUACAUACUGUAAAUAGAUAUAUCUGUUAUACAUAUUUUGAUUCUACUAUAUAAAAGGCAGCUGUUUUGUAAUAUGUUAAUAAUGAGCUUAUGUUUUCUUAUAUAAUAAUGAUUGACUGCUUAUAUGAUACACUGUCUCUGUCACUGCAGUUUGAAAGUUUCUUUAUCUAAAAUGUCAUUGCUUCAGUGGUAAAAAUCAUAACUGGAUAGCUGAUGAAUUUCUUAAAUGGACUUGUCCAGCUUACGUUAUUUUGAACU
Messenger RNA from Ruditapes philippinarum (Manila clam), 4639 nucleotides. RefSeq names its product histone-lysine N-methyltransferase 2B-like. Gene Ontology annotation, molecular function: histone H3K4 methyltransferase activity; protein binding. NCBI's taxonomy places the organism in Eukaryota, Metazoa, Mollusca, Bivalvia, Venerida, Veneridae. Gene Ontology annotation, cellular component: histone methyltransferase complex; nucleus. The record is from RefSeq and is a predicted model, not a curated record. The transcript has 8 exons. Bases 15 to 1058 code for a protein of 347 amino acids. Gene Ontology annotation, biological process: positive regulation of DNA-templated transcription.